UGUGUAGACAGUAUUUAAGCUGGGAAAAAGAAGUUGUUUGCUGCCAGUUUGCCUCUUGUCUUAUCAGAAGGGUUCACACUGUGUGCUUUGUGCAGAAAUCAUUCAAGUCAUUCUGUUUUGUUUGAGACAAGGGCAAAACAAAGACACCACUUGGACACUUUAUUAAACAUCAUUAAUUUUAAGCUUUUUCUUUUUGGGCAAUAGUUCUAAAGUGUUAGACUUGGGAGAGUUGUACAACUCCAAGCUUUUGCACCUACUAUGAAUACCAGCAUCUUGUCUGUGUUAAUUCUAGUUAUUUUGGUGGGAGUUAACUGCGGAUUUCGGCCACGAGGCUCAUUUCACAGUGAUGAUGGAGGCUGGGAUCCAGAUAACUGGAUGAAAUGGAUCCGCAACUCUGAGCGCCGUGAUCAUGAACGAGGAAACAGAGGGAACAGAGGGGAACAGCCAGGAGAGUUGGAUGAGGAUGAACUUGCACCAGAACUUUUUAUACCCACAAUAGAACCGCUGCCUUCUACUUCAGAACCAGAUGUGAACUUCAACAUUAAAGUUGGUGGACUUAACCUGGGAUGGGAUGGUAUUUUUUCACAAUCUGAAGGGAAAUGGCCAAAAUUCUUUAGAAGAAUAUUUAGUGGUCCACCAAAACCCUGGUGGAAAGGACCUAAUGUGUGUGUGACCAGAGAAGAGAGGAAUGAGACUGUUCCAGGUAUUGUGACUCACCACAGAGUGUUUGCCAACUCCUACUGUGACGAAACAGAAACAUCAUACAAGUGCACUACAGACAUCACAGUCUAUGGUAUCAAGAGGUCAUUUGUUGUUACCUAUGAAUGUUGCCAUGGUUUCGAAAAACCAGCAGGGGCAUCUGGAUGCACUAAGAAAUUAGUAUUGAAGAACUUGGUGGAGACUGCCAGAGAUCUGGACUCAGAUGAGUUCUUAAGGGCUGUGGACAGUGUUGGUCUAACAGAUACCUUGAAAGUUGAAAAUCUAACAUUGUUUGUACCAACCAAUGAGGCUAUCAAGGCAUACCUGGAGAAAGACUCACAGAAGCUUCUCCCUGGUGUUAUAUUAGUGGACGGGACCCUUGCAGAGAUGGCCAGUGACCUGCGGGCAGUACUUGAGGGCCAUGUGGUGCCUGGCUUCCUGAAAUCAAGCAACUUCACUGAUGAGAACCUUAUCAGUACAGUGCUGCCACCUGUCAAGUUAAGGACCAACCUUUAUGAUGUGCCACGCAGG
Molecule: messenger RNA, 1230 nt
Organism: Lingula anatina
Lineage: Eukaryota; Metazoa; Brachiopoda; Lingulata; Lingulida; Lingulidae
Product: transforming growth factor-beta-induced protein ig-h3
Biological process (GO): cell adhesion; extracellular matrix organization
Cellular component (GO): extracellular matrix
Molecular function (GO): cell adhesion molecule binding
Source: RefSeq, a predicted model, not a curated record